UUGAUGAGGUACGCCUCGUCAUUUUUGAGAUGGGCGUCCUUUUUAAUGACGAGCCACUACAUGGUGAGUGACUUGUGAUUGAUCAGGUACGCCGUCAUUUUUAAGAUGGGCGUCCUUUUUAAUGACGAGCCACUAUAUGGUGAGUGACUUGCGAUAGAUGACGAGGCCUAAUAUUUGACUGUCCUUUCUUUUUUAGCAAGCUAAGGACGCGGCUAGGGCGUCAGGGAAGAAGAAGGGGACGACUCUGUCCCAGCUGAAGAAGAGAGCUGUGCCGGCUGGCUCGGAGACUCCGAGUACCUUCAAGAAGCCAAAACCCCUACCUCGCCGUCUCGUGAAGAAAGACGAGUCGAAGGUUGCUGAGGGGGGAUGCCCUGAUGACGAAGAGAUGGGCGUGGACAAGCCGUCUCUGGUGGUGGACUUGGUGUCCAAAUCGAGGUCCGGUGGGCAUCCGGACGAGCUGGAGGACCCUCUUUCGGGAAUCCCGGCCGACGUCCGCUCUCAGAUACCGGCGGAGGUGGCCCGCCGAGCUAGGUCUUCGGGCGCCAAAGACAAAGGGAAGGAUGCAGCUGCUGCCGAGGAUGAGAACGUACCUGCUACUCCCCACUAUUCGUCAAAGGAUAGGGUGGCUAUAUGCCGCAAGGUUUUUAAGGCCGUCCCCGCAGAGUAUGUUGCUUCUCUUCCUGGCCGCAAGACUGACGCCCAGUUUGGUGCGAUCCAGGCCACUCUUCUCGACUUGUUCUGCCGCAUGGAAUUCUGCAAGAGUUGGAAGACCCGCACUGCUGAGGAGCUCAAAGCUCAGGUGGCUGAGUCCACCCACCAUGGCGACUAUGCGUUCAAGUCCAUUGAAGAGGUCCGCCUGCAGAUGCAGACGACCAUAGACCUUCAAGCGAAGGAGGUGGCUGCGUUGAGAUCUGACAAGGCCGAGCUGCUUAAGAAGAUCUUGGCGCAGGACAAGGACAUGGUGGCAAUGGUCGAGGAGGCCAAGACAGCGGCGGCGGAAAUACGGGCGCUUCAGGACCAGUUGCGGGAGUACCCUCAGGUCAAAGAGGCGGCUGAGGAAGCCGAGCAUCUUCUGAGAUUGCAGGUAUGCCACUUGCUAAGAGCCGUUGAGUCCCCUAUAGACUUAGUUCCUAGAAUGACGCAUAUAUCUAGAGCACCAUAUAGAAUGACAACUCCUGAAAUGAGUGAAUUGAAGACAUAG
Molecule: messenger RNA, 1201 nt
Organism: Spinacia oleracea (spinach)
Lineage: Eukaryota; Viridiplantae; Streptophyta; Magnoliopsida; Caryophyllales; Amaranthaceae
Exons: 4
Coding region: 386-1201 (271 amino acids)
Source: RefSeq, a predicted model, not a curated record